Molecule: messenger RNA, 1632 nt
Organism: Glossina fuscipes
Lineage: Eukaryota; Metazoa; Arthropoda; Insecta; Diptera; Glossinidae
Product: alanine aminotransferase 1-like
Exons: 1
Coding region: 1-1632 (543 amino acids)
Biological process (GO): biosynthetic process
Molecular function (GO): pyridoxal phosphate binding; L-alanine:2-oxoglutarate transaminase activity
Source: RefSeq, a predicted model, not a curated record
AUGCAUAAAGCUGUCGUUGGAUGCAGUAAGACGGCAACAUCAUCCGUUUUUAAGGACAACGCAAUCCGACGUUCGUGUUCAUUGUUUACUGUUAGCAGGAAAAAUCGAGAAAUCGCAACACCGAAAAACGUCACAUCGUUUAAUAUAUGUAGACAAAUUGGUGCAACGAAAAUUAGUCCAUUGGCUGUCCAGGAGCAGCCGAAAUUCCUGCAAUUGAGUAAUAUUAACCCGAAUUUCGUGGAGAUGGAAUACGCAGUGCGAGGUCCGCUAGUUGUGCGCGCUGGCGAAAUUGAAGAGGAAAUGAAACAUGGUGCCAUCAAACCGUUCGAUUAUGUUAUACGCGCUAAUAUUGGCGAUUGCCAGGCUAUGGGACAAAAGCCGAAUACUUUCUUAAGACAACUAUUGAAUUUAACGUUUUGUCCAGACUUACUUGAUUGCGCCGAGUAUCCGGACGACGUUAAGGAUCGCGCCGAGGAAAUUUUAGAAGCUUGCCAGGGUGGAUCAGUUGGCUCAUAUACGGACUCCGCUGGUUUGGAAGUAGUGCGACGUCAAGUCGCCAAUUAUAUAGAGAGACGUGAUUGUAUAAACUGCGAUUGGCGUAACGUGUAUUUAACGGAUGGUGCUACGUCGGGCAUCAAAAGAAUACUAUCGUUGCUAAAUUGCGAAGUGAAUGGGAAAAAACCUGGCGUUAUGGUGCCGAUACCACAAUACCCACUCUAUUCAGCCACCAUAGCUGAAUAUGGCAUGGAAAAGAUUGGUUAUUAUUUAGAAGAAGAGACAGGAUGGAGUUUAAAUCCGCAAGAACUAAAUCGUGCCAUCAAUGAAUCUAGCAAGAACAGCGUACCCCGUGUUAUUGUUGUUAUCAACCCUGGCAAUCCAACUGGCCAAGUAUUAACGCGUAAUAAUAUUGAAGAAAUUAUUAAGUUUGCCUACAACAACAAACUCUUGAUUAUGGCCGACGAAGUAUAUCAGCCUAACAUUUACGACAAAAAGUCUCAGUUCUUUUCAUUUAAGAAAGUUGUGCACGAUUUGGGACAUCCCUACAAUGGCAUGGAACUAGUUAGCUUUAUGUCCGCUUCGAAAGGUUUCCUGGGCGAAUGCGGUGUGCGUGGCGGGUAUUACGAAAUUAUCAACGUUUGUCCCGAUGUGAAGGCUAUGUUAUGGAAAUCAAUUACCGCCUCGUUAUGCAGUACAACAGCAGGUCAAGUGGCUAUUAGCGCCCUAGUAAAUCCUCCUGAUGAGUCUGAACCUUCAUACGAGCAAUAUGUGAAUGAACGUGACGAUGUUCUGGCAUCUUUAAAAGCAAGGGCUGAGAUAAUAUACGAGAUCUUUAGUAAAUUCGAAGGCGUUCACGUAAAGCCCAUACAGGGUGCGAUGUAUGUUUUCCCGAAAAUCGAAAUUCCUCCCAAGGCUGCGGCCGCCGCCAAAGCAAAAAAUAUGCCAGGUGACACGUUUUACGCCGCGGAACUCUUAGAAAAUACAGGCGUUUGCAUUGUACCGGGAAGUGGUUUCGGUCAAAAGCCAUUUACUAGUCAUUUUCGCAGUACAAUUCUACCCCAGAUACCACUUUUAAAAGAAAUGAUGAAUAGGUUUAAAAAAUUUCACACUGACUUUAUGAAAAAGUACAAGUAA